CUCAGACGGACACUUAUCCAACAGUGCCACCUUAAGCAGAUUAGUUUUGCGCUGCCUGUGCGUCAAAUAGGAGCCUCGCUCUGCCUUUCCGUCAUGUUUGGGAUGCUCAGACGCCACCUUCACCCGGGCAUAUUUUUCUUCCUCUUGUGGCUUUGUCACCUCCUGGAACAUCAAAAAGUUCAAGCUGGAAACUGCUGGCUGCAACAGGGGAAGAACGGGAGAUGCCAGGUGCUCUACAUGCCCGGGAUGAGCAGAGAGGAGUGCUGCCGGAGUCAAAGRCUGGGGACGUCCUGGACCGAGGAGGACGUCCCCAACACCACCCUCUUUAGGUGGAUGAUCUUCAAUGGGGGCGCGCCUAAUUGCAUACCUUGCAAAGGUGGAGAAAGCUGCGAAAACGUGGACUGUGGGCCCGGGAAGACGUGCAAGAUCAACCGCAAGGGGAAGCCGCGCUGCGUGUGCGCGCCCGACUGCUCCAACAUCACCUGGAAGGGACCCGUCUGCGGCACAGACGGCAAGACCUACAAAGACGAGUGCGCGCUCCUGAGGGCGAAAUGCAAAACCAACCCGGACCUGGACGUGCAGUACCAGGGCAAAUGCAAGAAAACGUGCCGUCAGGUCUUGUGCCCCGGGACCUCCAACUGCGUYGUGGACCAGACGAACAACGCGUACUGCGUGACGUGUAAUCGGAUUUGCCCCCCCGCGACCUCGCCUGAUCUGUACCUGUGUGGAAACGACGGGAUCACAUAUCCGAGCGCGUGCCACCUGAGAAAGGCGACCUGUCUGCUCGGCAGGUCCAUCGGGGUGGCGUACGACGGAAAAUGCAUCAAGGCCAAGUCGUGUCAGGCCAUCACGUGCAGCGCAGGAAAGAAGUGUCUGUGGGACGAUCGGACGGGCCGGGGCCGCUGCUCGGUCUGCGUGGACCCCUGUCCACAGAGCCGGCCGAACGAGGCGGUGUGUGCCAGCAACAACACCACGUAUCCCAGCGAAUGUGCCAUGAAGCAAGCCGCCUGCUCGAUGGGGGUGUUGCUGGAAGUCAAGCACUCUGGAUCUUGCAAUUCCAUCACAGAAGACCAGGAGGACGAUGAAGAAGAGGAGGACUCUGACUACAAGGCCUUUGUCCAUUUAUCUUCUGUACUGGAUGGAUAGGCUCCCGUCAGUGGGGAGGUUAGGGCAAGAAAUCAUGUCCAUACUGUACAUUAUGUGUAUGCUUAUUUAUUUUUAAAAGGAAAGGAAGUAUACAUAUAGUUCAGUCUGCUAGAUGUUUAUUUAUACAUUUUUUUGUGUUUUAUAAUUUAUACAUUUACAUUGUCAGGCUUUCAUCUACCAUGAUAUAUUGUGUUACCACUUCUUUUCUCAUUUUUUUAAAAUUUCAUUUAAUUUUUGUUUUGUUCUUGUUUCUUUUUUUUACCAUGAAGAAUUAUAUCUGUCCAAAGAAAAACAGUGGAAAAACAGUGUUAUUUAUUUGUCAUUUUACCAUGUAAGUAUAAAUCAUUUACAAGCUGUAAAUUGCAUUCCCUGAGCUGUAAAAAAUCUGCUUCUUUCUGUCAAAUCUCUAUCACAGAUGUUUAUGUCACACAUACACAAAUGCAUGUUCAGACUGUGUGUUUAUUUAUUGGGUAUAUAUAUAUCUCAGUCAUUUUAUGUACAGACAUGUUUCUGGUUUGUUUACAGCUGUAAUACCUGACCAAAGCGGUUCUCUCAACGGUUUAGCGAAUGAGCUUUGUGAAUCCAGCAGUGAUGAAAUGGAAAAGAAAAAAAAAUAAUGAAAAAAGAGAGAGAUUUGUUUUUCUUUUCUCACUUCCUUUGUUGAUUUUAACUCUUUAGGUUUGUUUCCACCUGGAAGCAGCAUUUUUUACAUGAUUCCAUGACAUUUUUUUUCUCACCACAUUGACGCAGAAGUAAAUUUUGUACAAUACUUGAUUAUUCUGAAAAUGAUGUGCCAUUAACAUUUGUGAACAGUCUUCUUGCCAAUGUGCUCCGUAUUGCUCUCACAGAGCGACAGUAGGAAUAAUGUACUGCAGUACUUUAUAUGAUAUCAAACUUCUUCACCUUGUUUAUUUUGUUUGUUUGUUUGUUUGUUUGUUUGAAUGCAUUUUUAUUUUCAAAUGUCACCAGAGAAAUACAAAAUUCUGUUAUGAAUAUAUAGUUUUGUAUUUUUUAUGUAAAUGUCAUAUGUACAUACAAAGUUUGAUGGUAUUUGUACAGACAUGAAGAGUGAAACAAUAAAAGUUUUUUUUCCUUAUACAA
This is a messenger RNA of Austrofundulus limnaeus, 2247 nucleotides long. RefSeq names its product follistatin a (gene fsta). The record is from RefSeq and is a predicted model, not a curated record. The coding region runs from base 94 to 1146 and encodes 350 amino acids. Gene Ontology annotation, molecular function: activin binding; protein binding. Gene Ontology annotation, cellular component: extracellular region. Gene Ontology annotation, biological process: cell differentiation; negative regulation of activin receptor signaling pathway; multicellular organism development. The transcript has 6 exons. Lineage: Eukaryota; Metazoa; Chordata; Actinopteri; Cyprinodontiformes; Rivulidae.